Pyricularia pennisetigena is the source of this 1899-nucleotide messenger RNA. RefSeq lists its product as uncharacterized. Gene Ontology annotation, molecular function: acyltransferase activity. Lineage: Eukaryota; Fungi; Ascomycota; Sordariomycetes; Magnaporthales; Pyriculariaceae. Bases 1 to 1899 code for a protein of 632 amino acids. The transcript is spliced from 3 exons. The record is from RefSeq and is a predicted model, not a curated record.
AUGGAGAAGUUUUCCCAAUUCCGGGACAGAGGUUCCGGCAUCUCCCCCUUCAUGCCGAUAUCAACACCCUCGGGCAGUUUCCUUUGGGUGCUUGCCCAUACCGGCAUAUUCCUUGUCCGCCUGCCUUUCUUCAUCGCCUACAUGGUAGUGUACUUUACCAUUCUGCACUACCUCCCCUUCCCGUCCGGCGUCCGCAAGAUCCUCCUCUGGAUUACCAUGGGCAUACCGGGGAUAUGGUGGGUGGACCUCCAGCUCGACGGCGUCAAGCGCGGCAAGGUCUCGCAGCAGAGCGACAAGCUCCCCAAGGCGCCCUGCGUGAUUGCGGCCAACUUCACCUCUCCGAUCGAUGCCCUCUACCUCGCCGCCGUCUUCAACCCCGUCUUCACCAUCUCGUACCCGAGCUCCCGCAAGGUCCGCCACGUCGGCCUGCCGCGCAUGUUCCUGCAUGCCCUGGGCCGCAGCCAGUUGACGCAGAAGCCCGACCCCCGCUCGCUGACCGACGUCGCCGAGCUGCUGCGAAAGUACCCCGGUCGCAUCGUCGUCGUCUUCCCCGAGUGCGGCACCACCAACGGCAGGGGGAUCCUGCCUCUCGCCCCGAGCCUGGCCUCCGUUCCAGCAGACACGGGGAUCUACCCAGUCAGCAUCCGGUACACCGCGCCCGACAUCACCACCCCGGUCCCCGGGCUCUGGGGCUCGUUCCUGUGGAAGCUGCUCAGUCGCCCCAGGCAUUGCAUUCGCGUGCGAAUCGCAGAGGUACAGCACAAUGGAGCCGCCGCGGUGAUGAAUGGAUCGUCUUCAAACGAUGGAACCGCAGAUGCCGGCCCGAACGACCUCACACCCGAGGAGCAUCAGACACUCGACAAGGUCGCCGAGGCCUUGGCGCGGCUGGGUCGGAACAAGAGGGUCGGGUUGACAGUGCAGGACAAAGCUGCGUUUGUUCAGCUGUGGAAAAAGUCGAAAGGAAACACAAUGGAAGGACAAACCAUCAUCGGCAACCCCUCGUCCACCUUCUGGCUCUUUGACGGAACUACCUACGACCUCACCCACCCAGACUCCCCCACAAACCCGUGCCCCUCACCUUCCACUUCCCUCCGCCUCCCGACAGCAACGGCCCCAAUCCUCAUCUCCCCGUCCAAAACCGCGCUCGUGAUAGUCGACAUGCAAAACUUCUUCCUCUCCCCGGCGCUGGGCCGCCCCGCCGCCCCAGACAGCCCAGGCAACCUCGCCGUGCGCAACCUGCUCGACCACGCCAUCCCCUCCGCCCGGCGCGCCGGCAUCCAGAUCCUCUAUCUGAACUGGGGCCUCACGGACGGCGACCUGGCCGCACUGCCCCCGGUGCUCUUCCGCGCUUUUGGCACGAGACGGGCCGACGACAGCAGCAGCGGCGGCGGCGGCGGCGAGGUCCUCUCCCCGCCCGGUCUUGGCGACGACAUGGGCGCCAUCACGCUCCCUGACCGCAGCACCGUGUCCGCGGGGAGGAAGCUGAUGCGGGCGCAGUGGAACACGGCGCUGCACCCGCCGCUGCAGGCCUCGUACGACGAGUCGCAGGCCGGGCCGCUGCCGGACAGGCUGUUCCACAAGAACAGGAUCUCGGGGUUCCAGUGCGGGCCGUACGGGACGGCCGCGCCGCCCAUCUACGAGUUUCUGAGGGAGGAGGGGAUCAAGACGCUGCUGCUUGCCGGCGUCAACACGGAUCAGUGCGUGCUGGGGUCGCUGCAGGAUGCGUGCAAUGCCGGGUUCGACACGGUGCUGCUCAAAGACUGCGUGGGCACUACCAGCCCGGACUUUGCGAGGCUGAUGGUCGAGUUCAACUGUCGGAAGACGUGGGGGUUCGUGGCCGAGGGGAAAGCGUUGACGGGUGCGGUUGAUGAGAUGCUGCGGGCGGGACGGGCGGGAUGA